CAGACUCCGAGGGCGGUGCCCGCGCUCCCCGCCCGCUCGCUGCUCGCCGGCACCGGCUGCUCCGAUCGCUGGGCUCGCCGCGGCUGCCUCUGCGGCCCCCGCCCGCCAUGAGGACUGCGCAGCCCCUGGUCCUUUUCUCCCUAGUUGCCCUUUGCCGGCGCGGGGACGGCCGCGUGGCCAAUGCGGAGGAGAGGCUCAUGGACGACCUUCUGAACAAGACGCGCUACAAUAACCUCAUCCGGCCGGCCGCCAGCUCAGCCCAGCUCGUCUCCAUCCAGCUGCAGCUGUCCCUGGCCCAGCUCAUCAGCGUGAAUGAACGGGAACAGAUCAUGACCACCAACGUCUGGCUGAAACAGGAGUGGACCGACUACCGCCUGGCCUGGAACAGCUCCCGCUACGAGGGUGUGAACAUCCUGAGGAUCCCGGCCAAGCGCAUCUGGCUCCCAGACAUCGUGCUUUACAACAACGCCGAUGGGACCUACGAGGUGUCCCUCUACACCAAUGUGGUGGUGCGCGCCAACGGCAGCAUCUUCUGGCUGCCGCCCGCCAUCUACAAGAGCGCCUGCAAGAUCGAGGUGAAGCACUUCCCGUUCGACCAGCAGAACUGCACCCUCAAGUUCCGCUCCUGGACCUACGACCACACGGAGAUCGACAUGGUGCUCCGGUCGCCCACGGCCAGCAUGGACGACUUCACCCCCAGCGGCGAGUGGGACAUCGUGGCGCUGCCGGGCCGGCGGACCGUGAACCCGCAGGACCCCAGCUACGUGGACGUGACCUACGACUUCGUCAUCCGCCGCAAGCCGCUCUUCUACACCAUCAACCUCAUCAUCCCGUGCGUGCUCAUCACCUCGCUGGCCGUCCUGGUCUUCUACCUGCCGUCCGACUGCGGCGAGAAGAUGACGCUGUGCAUCUCCGUGCUGCUGGCGCUCACCGUCUUCCUGCUGCUCAUCUCCAAGAUCGUGCCGCCCACCUCCCUGGACGUGCCGCUCAUCGGCAAGUACCUCAUGUUCACCAUGGUGCUCGUCACCUUCUCCAUCGUCACCAGCGUGUGCGUGCUCAACGUGCACCACCGCUCGCCUGGCACGCACACCAUGGCGCCCUGGGUCCGCCGCUGCUUCCUGCACCGGCUGCCCGCCUUCCUCUUCAUGAAGCGCCCGGACGGCGGCCCCUCGAGGACGCCCCCGCCCGGCCGGUCUCGCCUGACCCAGCCCGACGCCGCCGGCGCCCCCCACCUCUACGGGGCCUCCAUGUACUUCGUGAACCCUGCCUCUGCGGACCCCAAGUCCCCGGCGGGCUCAGGCUCGGCCUCUGGCUCCAGCUCGGAUGCAACGGGCCCGGCCCGGGAUUCCCGGCUGAGGUCGUUGGGGAGGGGCCGGCAGGACGUGCAGGAGGCUCUGGAGGGCGUCAGCUUCAUUGCCCAGCACAUGCGGAGUGACGACCAAGACCAGAGCGUCAUCGAGGACUGGAAGUACGUGGCCAUGGUGGUGGACAGGCUGUUCCUAUGGGUGUUCGUGGUCGUGUGUGUGCUCGGGACCGUGGGGCUCUUCCUGCCUCCCCUCUUCCAGACCCACACGCCUUCUGAGGGGCCCUAGGCUGCUCUGUGUGCCCCAGGGCCACAGGGUUGUGCAGUGAGAGGACCUGAGUCCCUCGGCCGUCCACCCUGUCAAACAGCCACAGCCAGGGGAGAGCAUGACAGGAGCCAGGGCUGCCCUCACUUAAGGCCUCGGAGGACCUACAGGGAGCCCCAGCAGCAGGGGCUUCAGUGUGACUCUGGCCAGUCUCCUUCCCUGCACCGGGACAAGGACGUGCCAGGAAUCUUGCCCCCCCUCAGCCCCACUGUCACCCCAUCGCCCUCUGCUACCCUGCCCACAGGCCCCCUGGUCUUCUCUGAGACCCUCACACACUUCAGGAUCCUUCCCAGCUCAAAGCCUCUGCACAGGCCAUACCUUCCUCCCCCAGGGCCCCCACACUCCUCUGGUGGCUGCAGCACCCCAUCCACGCUCCGUCCCAGUGUCAUCUCCCUGCCAGGCCUUCCCCUGUCACCCUGCCUUCCUCCAGCCCUCCUGGGGACCGGAAUUCUCCCUGGCUGGUGUGUCUGUUGUCCACCUCUCACCCACUCCAGUGUGAGCUCUGGGACAGCAGCAACCCAGUCCUUCAAGUUCACUGCACUGCCCCCAGGGCCUGGGACAGCACUUGGCACACAGCAGGUGCUUAAUAAAUGUU
Mustela lutreola (European mink) is the source of this 2223-nucleotide messenger RNA. It is a transcript of the gene CHRNB4, whose product is annotated as cholinergic receptor nicotinic beta 4 subunit. Gene Ontology annotation, molecular function: transmembrane signaling receptor activity; acetylcholine-gated monoatomic cation-selective channel activity. Gene Ontology annotation, biological process: regulation of membrane potential; chemical synaptic transmission; signal transduction. The transcript is spliced from 6 exons. Lineage: Eukaryota; Metazoa; Chordata; Mammalia; Carnivora; Mustelidae. The record is from RefSeq and is a predicted model, not a curated record. The coding region runs from base 108 to 1592 and encodes 494 amino acids. Gene Ontology annotation, cellular component: postsynaptic membrane; synapse; neuron projection.